AUGAGCAAAAGUCCUGUGGAGGAGGUUUCGCCCAAGGUCGCGGAGAGCGACAGGAGCGGCGACCGCGCCGAAGAGCUGGAAGACCGAGGUCAGACUAUGGUAGGCGUGCGCAUCAUGCCUAACAGCGGCGCGGACGCCCGAGACGGGGAGAGCAAGAAGCGUAAUCACGAAGGCAAACUAAUCAACGGUCAACAAUCCCCACGCUCAGCUCUCACGAUUCAAAAUGGACCUAGCACAGCCGUCAUGAACGGCACAUCGUCUUCCAAAUCACUUGAUUCGGCGCUGUCUGGGCCUAAUGAACUGGACGGACUACCUCCAGAGCUUGUACACAUCACGUCCGAACACUACCAUCCAUUGUCCAGGCUGCUCGAACGCAUCUCACUGGAAUGUUUCAACGACCUUCAAGCCGUACUAGGUACCAUGGCUGAUAUGCAGACAAGUCAACAAUCCAACGGGCCGACCUUGAAUGGACAGGCCGGCCAUGUCAAUGGUGCACUGGAGAACUCCGAAAUCAACAAACAGAAGAAGAUGCUCUUAAUACAGUUUGCGCAAACGAACAGAGCAAAGUUCAUCAAGCUUCUAGUUCUUACUCAAUGGGGCAAGAAAUCCUCUCAGGAUCUCACCAAGCUGAUAGACCUAUUCGCAUGGGGAAAGGAACAGGAAAUGCACAUGGACAUGGUCGAUAAACAGAUCGAACAGUUCAAGAUUGCUCUUUCGCAGGCUCGCCAAUAUAAUCCUGAUAUCCGCACUGCAUUACAAAUUCUAUCCACCGGAAAAGCAGAGUGGAUUCCACAUCUGGGCUAUGUCCCCCCACAACCUGUCUCUUCAUCAGGUGCUUUGAAAUUGCUCCGGCACCUGAACACUACGGCCUCGAUCCGGUUGAAUGUUUACGAUCAAGUCCCCCGUCCGCUUAAAAACUGGCAUGUUGCGAAUGGGCGGGCUGUCUUUACUGUCAGCUCGGAAUUCGAAAUGGAAUUGCUCACAUUUACCGAGGAGACUACUGAGCAAUGGCAUUUCAUUGACCUCCGGUUACUGUUCUCGCCUGCGCCGGUCAUUGAUGCUGAGACAUCACGAUUCUGGGCGAAUUUCAAACCCCACGUUGAUAAGAUCUUGCGAGACUCUGGGCUCCAGGGGUGUUUCGAAUACCUCCACAACUUCGUUCUUACGCACAAGAUAGCCAUACUCAAGUCGCAAGCAUACCAGCUUGCUCGAUCUGCAUGGGCUGGGGCCAUCAAAGUCGAACCUGUGCAUCGUAUGCUCGUUGUGCAGUAUUGGACCGACAAACCGGGAAAGAAGAGCUGGGUCGAGAUCGGAAUAUCCAGUUGCAAGCUCAAGGGUGAUGCACCGUCGUGGCGCGGGCAGCCUGUCUCGAAACUCACAAUUCGCUGGUUCCGUCAAGGGACACAAGUCCCUAAUAUCGACCUGGGAACCGAUUUCCACCAACUUUCUUUCGAACGAAUACUGAAGACAAUCAUCUCUUUACAUAUCAGAUACCUAUUGGGUGUCACUCGAGAUGCGCUGUCACCCAAGAUGCCUGUCACAGCGAAGUUUUCGGAUACUGAGCCUGGUGAAUGCUUGCUUGGGAUUUCGCUUGGUCGGCCAGAUAACAGAACAACUCUGUCCGUCGAGCCCGUUACUGGCAGAUAUAUACUCAAGCCUUUUGCAUCAAUAUCUGCCAAAGCAGAACAAACCAUUAACCAAGCGCGAGAUCCAGCGGCAAGCCAUGCAGCAACGGUCACACAGCUUCUUGCACAGCUAUUGCAAGACAACAUCCAGCAUCAUGCUCAGCAGCUUGGCUGGAAACUGCAAACAAGACAAACUUUAAGGAUCGAUACUAUAAGACAGUACACCACAGCUGGUGUUUUGCAGUAUUCGCUCUACUGGCCACGUGGUUGGCCAUCAAAGUGGGGGUUGGUCACGGUUAUUGAUGCUUCCGGUGAGAACUGGUGGUUCUUUGAACUCGGCACCAGGGGCACGGAGAUCCGGUACAGCGAGCAGUUACAGUUGCAUCAGCCUGGGCCUCGACCACCGAUCUCUCGAGCUACCCUUUCUAGCAUUGAGCGGGUAGCUGUGCAGCAGCUUGCCUUCUCUGUAACCCGACGGGAAUGCCAGAAGCGGGAAAUUCCACACACCCUAAAUAUGGAGCUUGUCCUGCCCUCUGUUGCCAGACAUGCUGGUGCCACCCAGGGCUGCCUUCGCGGAUGGGUCUUGCAGUUGCGUACGUCAGAUCUACUGGAGACCAGCGCUGAGGAUGGUACCUGGCUAGAGCCGUUUAUACGAGUCAUGUGUCAAGGUGUCAAAAGCGACAAUGGGAAUAUUUGCCAUAUUGCUUCUGGAACCAUGAUCAAAUCUGUCGCAGCACACAUGAAGAAACUCAUGUCAUCUUCAAGGCAGUCACCCUUCACAUUCUCUGAGAACGGCAACUUCGCUGUGUUACUGACCACACCAUUUGGGGACGAACUCAUCACAGAGCUCAGUGCGCGAUUGCGUGAUGUUGAUAGACUUCGAUCCUUCUCAACUACGCUCCAAAAGCGCAGGAUGAGGCUAAAGUCAUCCUCCCUGCAACAUAUUGGCUUUCAGUAUGGCGGAUCAAGUCUUGCAACUGUUGAUUUCAGCAGCCACAGCAACAUCAAAGUUGAUUUUGGCAUCGGAAAUCCACAAAAUCGCAUUCGCACACAUCUCAUCGAGAUGAUUAAUGAACGAAGCCCAUUUUACCAUCCCGGCUCUAGUCACACCGGGCUCGACCAGUUCUGUUCUACUCUUCUAUGGACACGUCCUACUCUAGUAACACUUGCUGAACUAGAAAACAUGACAGUCGGCACUGAUGAAGGUCCGAGAGUUCAUGUGCACGAUGUCCGUACAUACAGAAUCACGUACGCAAAUCCAGUGUGUUCAUUUGAUAUUCGACUUCGGACGAAAGACGAUAAGGCCGUCUGGCAUAUCGAAGACAACGACAAGAAGGCGCAAGAUUCCAAACCUAGCUCUGAACGAAAUCCAACCCGAAAACGCUUGGACUCGGUGAAAGUAGCACUUGGCGACUUGUUCAAGGGACAGGGAGAUGGAUGGUUUGGCGUUCGCUCUGGGCUCCUUGCCACCAUUGAUGGGGUACCAAAUGCCCUACGAACUUUGCACAAGACGGUCAAGACCUGUGCAGUGGAAGGCGGCGCACUCCCGUAUGCAGAAAUCCCACUAGCGGCAGGACAAACGCCGCACAACGCCGCACACGGCCACGGCCAGUCUAAGGGACUCAUCCCUUCGCAAGCUUCGCAUAGAGGCGGGCAAGGUCACGCCAUUCAAGGGGUGGUGUCCAAGCAAACAAACGGGAAGAGGCAGGACAUAAUCGAGAUCGACUGAUACUCGUCCAAGAAACCUUGGGAGGUCCUCAUAACUUGCAUAGCGUUCAUUAUUAAUCUAACUAAUCUUGCUGGCAAAUUCAUAGAGCAACUUCUUCUGAACAAAGGCUUAUCAUCCUUUGGUGGUUACUAUGCGAUACAACGUCCCAAUGACGAUAGACAUUCCAUAAUGAUGUGUUCAUUCAUCUUUUGAUUUAUCGAGAAUCGUAGUACCACAAUCAGAUACUUUGGAUUUUGGAAUAGAUUGUACAAGUGAGA
Molecule: messenger RNA, 3611 nt
Organism: Aaosphaeria arxii CBS 175.79
Lineage: Eukaryota; Fungi; Ascomycota; Dothideomycetes; Pleosporales
Product: MED14-domain-containing protein
Exons: 3
Coding region: 1-3354 (1117 amino acids)
Biological process (GO): regulation of transcription by RNA polymerase II
Cellular component (GO): mediator complex; core mediator complex
Molecular function (GO): transcription coregulator activity
Source: RefSeq, a predicted model, not a curated record